CGUUUGCUCCAGUUUGAGCUUUCUCCCGCACCGUAGACAACCCGGAAAUAGAAUCCGUUACGUCAGCAACCAACAACCAUCCAUGCCACCAAGUUAACCCCCACGGUGGUCUUCUGCUUUAUUUAUUGCUUUGUCCAUCUUCUCGGUGGGAAGGGAAGAGCAUUUAUCAUAGUUAGAAAAAAGAACCAGGCAGCAUGUUCCUCACCCUCGCCCUGCUGCGGAAAGGCAUCCCCGGGAAGCAGUGGAUCGGAAAGUACCGUCGCCCGCGACAGAUCACGUGGCAGAUGAAUCGCAACACGCUGAAGCACCUGGAGCGCGAGGCGGAGAACGAGUACUGGAUCAGCCGGCCGUACAUGACCGCCGAGCAGGAGUACUGUCACGCCGUCGAGCGCAGAGCCCGGAACUGGCUCAACAUCAAGGAGGCCAAAUUCGCCAAGUUUCCGGAACACAAGAACAUCACAGAUCACCUGAGUCACCUGAACGUCACCAAGACCUGGUCGAGUUAACGGGGACGGAGGGGGUCACAUGCAAGGACGGCCUUCGUAUGUGGACAACGUCACGUUUAUUUGACAAAACUCUGUCUGUGAACUGUUUGUCUGUCUACUGAAUAUAAACUGAAUCCACUAAAAACCUUC
Molecule: messenger RNA, 635 nt
Organism: Pungitius pungitius (ninespine stickleback)
Lineage: Eukaryota; Metazoa; Chordata; Actinopteri; Perciformes; Gasterosteidae
Gene: mrpl57
Product: mitochondrial ribosomal protein L57
Exons: 2
Coding region: 195-506 (103 amino acids)
Biological process (GO): mitochondrial translation
Cellular component (GO): mitochondrial ribosome
Molecular function (GO): structural constituent of ribosome
Source: RefSeq, a predicted model, not a curated record